Messenger RNA from Hylaeus anthracinus, 596 nucleotides. Its product is annotated as nuclear factor 1-like. Gene Ontology annotation, cellular component: nucleus. Gene Ontology annotation, molecular function: DNA-binding transcription factor activity, RNA polymerase II-specific; RNA polymerase II cis-regulatory region sequence-specific DNA binding. Gene Ontology annotation, biological process: regulation of transcription by RNA polymerase II. NCBI's taxonomy places the organism in Eukaryota, Metazoa, Arthropoda, Insecta, Hymenoptera, Colletidae. The transcript is spliced from 3 exons. The record is from RefSeq and is a predicted model, not a curated record. The coding region runs from base 16 to 462 and encodes 148 amino acids.
GCAUCGACGGCGGUUAUGCAGCGCACGCCCGCGGCCCUCGUCACGCGUGGAAUAGCAAAUGCACGGGUGCAUAAGAACGAGAAGCUGGAGGUGAAACAGAAAUGGGCCUCGCGGCUUCUAGGAAAAUUACGAAAAGAUAUCACGCAGGAGUACAGAGAGGACUUCGUACUGAGUAUCACCGGGAAGAGGCCAGCCAUGUGUGUCUUAAGUAAUCCUGACCAGAAGGGUAAAAUGCGUCGGAUCGAUUGCCUGCGUCAAGCCGACAAGGUAUGGAGGUUGGACCUGGUAAUGGUGAUCCUCUUCAAGGCAAUUCCGUUGGAGUCGACGGACGGGGAACGGCUGGAGAAGACUGCGGAAUGCGCUCAGCCGGGCCUCUGCGUCAACCCCUAUCACAUCAACGUCUCCGUCCGGGAACUCGAUCUCUACCUCGCCAAUUUUAUCACCAGCCACGGUAAGAGAUAACUAAGAUAAUCGUACGAUUAAAGGGCUUUGAUUCGUCUUUCCGCUAAUCUAGAAUCGACAGCUCUUUCGCGCACCCUAUCGCGAGUCGAUCGACUGCUGUGCGUUAAAAUUGUUUUGCAACAAAAUGUUCCUGC